AUAGUUAUAGCGUACGAGCUACCGUACUAGCAAUUCGGAAGAAAGCGGUAAAAUGAGUUCUGAAAAUAUUUCAUUUUAUGCACGUUUGAAGCAAACACAAGAGCUGCAGCAUAAAAGGGAGAAUAAAAGACUGGAUCUUCAGAAGCGCUUUGAGAAUUAUAUGAUGUCUGAUCAAAAUCUGUCUCGCUUGAGAGCGAACAGGCUGCAGAGUUAUUGGAAAAAGGUUUGUGAAGAUGAGAGAAAGAGCAAAGCUAGGAAUGAACAACUCCUUCGAGACUUUGAGAGAGUUGAGGCUCACAUAGCAACACUUUCAAGCAGGACUGAGCGACUUCGACUCUUGAAGGAUCAAUAUGAAAGACAAGUUGAAUCUAUGUUCCCUUACUGGAAAGAACAAAUGGACAUUAAAAGAAUGUCCCAAGCUCAAAAGACGAACAUUGCACCAAUGUCAUUUGCAACACCCAGUCAGCAAUACAGGGAGCAGAUGAAUACCCUCAACAUGUCACAAAGUAUCCAACAAAAUGGAACAAGCAUAAUCUCAACACCCUUCCAACAGCCUGGAUCAUUUGAUCACGUUCAUCUCCAAGGUCGACCUCAUUCAGACUUGCAAGUAUCCACACACCCUCAACAGUAUACACAGUUUGGCGCACCUAGACAAGAAUCACUUUUGCACAUGACAUCAAGUACUCUACCUCAGUCACAAGCACCACAACCUACACAGGUAUCUGAUGAUGGUUACGAGAUGCCAAUGGUACCUGGUCUUCAUGGGACACCUCUGCUUCAGGAAGUACAACUACUCAACUCACAUCCCAGUGGACAGCAUCCCUUAGUGGAGAACAGAAAUAGCAUGCCCCAUGGUGCAAGUCAGCAAAUGACCUAUGGACAAACAGAAGAAUCCUCUUCCUUCACUGUCAGCUCAGAGAGUCCAAGAUCACCUCAACAUCAAGUCAGACCUGGCAAUGUUGCUGGGACAGUACAACCUCUUCAAACUAGUUUUGCCAAAGAUAUGACAGAUGCAAGUGGGAAAACCUUACCAGGAAUGGAACAUCUUUCACAGAAAAUGCUUCUUGUUGGAGAUGCAUCAGAAGAAGGACAGCAAGUAAAGUCUAAAGAAAUCACCAAAUCAGCUAAACAAGCCACAAAUCAAUUCUUCACUGAAGAAGUGGUCAGAGGUCCUUCUUUAGGAGUUGGAGAGAGGUUGUCAUCGGCUCAGACGGAACCAUUUUCAUCCAGUGAUGAUUCCGAUGAUGAGAGUAAGGAUCCAGUAGACCAGGCUCUUUAUUCCCCAGAGCUUCCUCCAGAACUUCCCAAGUAUGAAGAACAAGCAAGAGGUCCCGCGAUCAAUAACAAGGAACAAAAUCAACUACCUGAUCAAGAUGGGAGAGAGAUUCCUAGAGCAGUGAAGGAUGAAGCUGAGGAAAGCAGUGGUAGUGAAGAAGACAGUGAGAUUGAUAGUGAUGUCAGUCUACCGCUCAGUGAGGAUAAAGACAAAAAUGAUGGACCGGUACCGGCUCAACGUCAUUCCAUUGAUCCAAAAGCUCCUGAAGCCGAGAGUGUGAAACCCAACUCCAUUGUCCUAACUACUGAAGGGUUCUAUCUUCUGAUGAAGGCAGUAGAAGCUGAAAUUGAUGCCACUGAUUCCCUUGAAGGCAUCUAUGCAACUCUGGCUUGCACUAGAACUAUAAGAGAUGAAAUUGUGAGGACGGCAAACUCAAAUAGUGGAUUUGAUCUACUGGAUCCUAGAGCAAUCAGCAUGGUCAUACUUGAAGAGCUCCCUCUAUUGGUCCAGAAACUACCAGGAGGAUGCUUUCUAUCAGAGAGACUCCUUGUUGCCAGCAGUAGAACUAUCACUGAAUUAUCUAUCAGGUCUCAUAUGGUCUCUUCAUCCCUGAAGCUAUGGGAUGAUAUCCAUCAUCAUAUGGUGUUCUUAGUGAGGAGAGGUGUGAUGGAACCAGAGGGCGUGGCCCUGAAGUUUGCUCCUCUUUUACUGACUGCUGACUCACAAGCCUCGGAAAAGGCAAUCAAUGUCAUCUCUGAUAUCUUGAUGAAAGCCGAGGAGGAGGAAGAAGUUACAUUUGGAGAGGAGUCUUCAGUGAGUGAUAGUUCACAUCUUAACCAUACUCAACCCAGUCCUGAUGUCAUUAGGCAUGCUCAACCAAAGGAUUAUCCAUCAGUCCCACCCCUUGCUCUUGGUGGAAUGGAAGGAGAUACUGAUGAUCUGGUUGAUACAGGGAGGACUAGUGGUGAUAGCUUCUUUGAUAACGAAGUACCUCUAAAUGAAACAUCUGCAUACCAGAGGAUGAUGAUGAGCAGUCAACCUGAGAUACAGAAGCAGAUAACUGUAGGAAAUGGGAGUGGAAACAAUGAUGAUGAAGAGAGUGAAAGUGAGGAUGAGAUUGAGAGAGCUACUCGUAUUAACCUUGAGUCACCAUCUUCACAACAAACCAAGAAGAAGAGGAAUGUACUUUCAUCUCUUGGUGGGAGUCUUGGUAGGAGCUUAGGAAGUGAUGAUGAGGAACAAGAGAGACGACCUCUUCCAUCAGAUAGAACAGAUGAAGUGUCAUCACCAGAUAAGAGUGAUGUAACCAGUUCACUAUCUCCUACUCCUAGAGGUGGUGGUGGCUACGUCCCAUCAGCCAUGGAACACAGCAUGAAGUCGACAGGGCGAACAGACACCAUGAAUAGAUCUGCAGCUUUCUGGGGUAAUGAAUCUGACCUUGAUGAUGAAUCAGAGAUGAGCGUUCCCAUGGGAACAGGAAAAGUAGAUGAGGAAAAAGAUGACUUUGAUUUCUAUGACUAGAAAUCUUUAUCAAACUUGGAUAUAUUGAUGAAACCUGUGUAUGAGGUAGUAGUAUUAUCACAUCAAUCUAAAACUUAGGCUGGGAAAGCCAGUUGACAAGUGCACCGUUUGGAUCAAACAGAUUGGUCAAUCCAUCAAGGAUUUGAAGAUCAGGGCAGCAUAGAAGAACUCCUGUGGUUUUUGAAAUCCCUAAAUCACUGAAUCUUCCAACUCAUAAAUUUUGCAGUGACUCCGAAGAUUGAACAAUACCAAAAGAGAAAGGAUUACCAAUUGACAAGUUCUGUGAACAUCGGACAUCUUCAAUAAAAUAGCCCAACAAAUUAUUAGCCAAUGAUCAAAAUUGAUUAGAGAUGAAUAUGUAAGAUAAAAUGCUGGUAAUGUUGAUAAGUCAAUGACAAUGAGUGAUGAAGAUUGUGAUGAUUUGAAUCGCACAGGGUGAUUCCAAGUUUGGUGUUGGUGUUAGGCCAAUAUUUUAUAUCAACACAGCACCAAAAUCAAAACAAGACAGUCUUUGGACAAGUCUUAUGAGGUGUUGAACUAUCAAUAAUGUGAUAUGGAGUAUUUAUAAAUUCAGAUUAGAUGUUUGAGCUUUGGAAGACAUUGCUACAUGUACCAACACCAGAACCAUCACUGAACUUGAAAUCACCCAAUGUAAAACAUAGUUGAUAAUCCUGUCUCAAGUAGGAGAUACAUUCAAUGAUCACAUACAUUAAUUAUCACAUGGUUCUGUUAAAUUUCUUUCCUCAAUUGGACUGAAAGUGACAGAAAACCGUCAAAGGAAAAAUAUGCCCCCAUCUUCUGAAUAGACUGGGAAAACCCCUUAAAAGUUUAGUGAUAUGGUGAUUGUGAAUCAUUACAUUAUGGUAUGCAUUUUGAAAUGCUGUACUAUUUUCAAUGAAUCCAUUCAGAGAUUAAAAAACAGUACUGACAUUGGAGUUGUUUUUGUUUCGUUUCUUGCAUAUUCUAAUAUUUAUUCUGUAGUAAAGAAAUUAAGAAUAUAUUCUCUACCUCUCAAAUCAAAUUUAUAAAAUUGCCAAAUGAAGUGAACAUUUAAUGUGUAAUUUUGAUCAAGGCCUUUAAAUUUUUGUUUAAAAUGUAUGAAAGGAAAUGGUUCAAAACUUGUAAUCUUAACAGUCAUAAAUUAGAUUAUUCCCAAUAAGACAUGUUUCAUCUGAUAUGUGUCACUUUGCAUUCAUACAAAAGUUUUGUAGUACUUUUUUUUUUUGGGGGGGGGGGGCUUGUCAUUUUUUUUGCCAACCAUAUGCCCUUAACUUUUUAGUGAUGAGUUUUCUUUUUGGCUUGUCAAAUAUUGGGACAAAAGCGCCCCCUUCAUGAAAAUCUUGGAGCUGAACAUAGGUUACAGUACUAAUUUUGAUAAAGCACCUCAAAGCUUUUCAGUACUGCAAUAUUUUAUAAACCUGCACAAAUAAAACUCUUGCUGUCAUAUGAUUUGUUUAUCUUGUCAAUAUUUGUUUGAUUCCAUUCUAUCACACAAUGUAUUCAUCUACAAUAAUCAUUAUAUCAGCAAAUAUAUGCCCAGAUUUGUAUUUCAAUAGUUCCAAUAAUUCACUGUUACAAAGCAUUAACCCUGUGUAAAAUGAAGCUGAUUAUAUCUUCUGACAUGUAAUCCAUUGACUUUGACUUACAUAUAUUGAUCAUCUCAUAUGUAAACUUCAUGUAUUUUUAAUGCACCAGUGAACAUCAAAUUUCCUGGGAUAAUACAGUAUUAAUUUAUGAGCAAUGUAAACAAAAAAGUUCAUCUUUAUUUCAACUUUUGCUAAGUGAUCAAAACGUUGUGCAAUAAUCUAUGGGUGAUUUCAAGUUCGGUGUUCGGGGUUGGUGUUGGUGUUGAGAGCGUAAAAAGGCCGCUGAACCGAGCUCCAACACCGAGCUGAUUUCAGAGGAAUGAUACCGAUUGGGUUAUCGAUAACACAUGACGUCACGCCUCUGCGCUGCGCUGCUAAAUCAUCUCAACUUCACGCGAGAAGUCUCGACGACGAAAAUGAAAUCGGAGAGAAAUGCAUUAAAUUCUCAUCGUACAGAAUACCAAUGUUUUAAUUAAUUCAAGAAUUCGAAAGAGUAAACAUUAUUCUUCAUCAAAAUAUAUACAGCUCAAAUGAUUUGUACUCAUCUUAACUGUAAAAGCUAAUUUUACGGGGAUGUUUCAUCGUGUUCGCCGCCCGUUCACGAGCUUGAGAUUGCCAACACCAACACAAACACCGAACUUGAAAUCAUGAUUUUCCCAAUCCCUGGGGGUUGGUGUUGGUGAAUGGGGAAAUUGCACGUAGAUCAUCAACACCAGCCGCAGUGCUGGGUUCAGCAGACGACAUUCAACACCAGCAUUCAACACGAACUGCCGGAAAUAUGUCAUAUUUUCCGAGGUCAAUCCCAACACCAGCCUGAUUUCAAGUACGGUGUUGUGGCUGGUGUUGGUGUUGUCACAACACCAACACCAGAUUUCAACACCGUACUUGAAAUCACCCUAUGUCUACUUCACAAUUUGUAAUUAGGACUCACUAGUAACUGUGUGUUUUUUUCAAGUACAUUUAAGCAUAUGACUUUAUAGAUCAUGUAUUAUUUAUAACACUAAUGUUGCCAUACCAAAGAAAGACAGUCACAGAAAUUUCUUUGAAAAGAUGGAUCAAUAUCAGAGAUUACCAAUCUUUCCUUUCCAAGAGAUAUAUUACAUGUUAUAAUUUCUCUCAUAGGAGCUUAUUAGUUUCAUGUGUGUCUUCAUAUUUAUUGGUAUGGUGCAUUUAGAUUGAAUCUCUGGAGUAAGUGUUGAAUCAAAAUCAUUUGCAAAAAAAAAGGGAUUUGGGGGAUGCCAUUUGAAUGAAAGAAUGACACAACAAGAACAAGUAGCAGGUCUCCAUUUCAAAGAUAACCACAGCCUUGAGCCUAAUAAUCAAAUGUUUAAUCUCUGUAAUGCCUUAUUUCUUUAUUUUAUGAAUUAAGAUGUAGACAAGUGUGUGGAUACAAGUCUUAAAUUUCAUGAGUUGUAAAUCAAGUGUAUAUAAUAUUGAAAGUUGAAUGCUGUUUUUUGGUUUGUACUAUUAAGAGGUAAUACUCUAAAUAUUUAUGAAAACAUAUGGAAUUAUUUAUUUUUCAUAUAUCUAUUUUCUAGUUUUAUGAUACCUUCAAUAAAUUCUUGAGUUUGUAUAGAAUUCUUUCCCAAACUGAUUAUUCAAUAUUUUCUCUAAUGUCCCUUUUUCACAAAAAUUGAAAAGGUAUGAAUUAAAAUCCAAACGUUUAGACAGAAAACAUCAGGUGGUAGAAUCAGUCAGAUCACUGAUGAUUUUAGUCCAAACAUCAUGGGAUAUCAAGUGGUAAAUUAGAUCAUAAUUUUACAUUUCUUUGUCAAAAAGUGUGAUAUAUAUAUAUUUCAUCUUGUAUUUAUUGUUUGACUACUGGUAUCACACAAUACAUUGGUAAUUCGGUAUUAAGAGAUCUUAUAUAAAAUGGUAUAAUAAUGCCUGGAACUGUUUCAUAAGAUUUGAGUGGUACAUAAGGUGCCUGAGAGACAGAGAUAGAGGGGGAAUUCUUCAAUCUUAUGAAUUCUAAUUGUGUUAGUCAUUGUGGUGUGUUUCUAUUAGUUAUUUAUUGUUGUUGCUUGGGCAAAGAUCCAUAACAACUGGAAAAGCCAAUGUUUGCAUGACAUGUAUAAAUCCAGAAAAAUUGGAA
Messenger RNA from Lytechinus pictus (painted urchin), 6478 nucleotides. RefSeq lists its product as uncharacterized. The record is from RefSeq and is a predicted model, not a curated record. Gene Ontology annotation, cellular component: centrosome. Bases 53 to 2797 code for a protein of 914 amino acids. Gene Ontology annotation, biological process: spindle organization. The transcript has 14 exons. Lineage: Eukaryota; Metazoa; Echinodermata; Echinoidea; Temnopleuroida; Toxopneustidae.